AUGUCUGACUCUAUACUCUUUCAACCGCUCAAAGUCGGGAGCGUCGAGCUGAAGCACCGUGUCGUCUUGGCACCAUUGACCAGAUGCAGAGCCACACCAUCAAAUGGGUACUAUGUCCCGAACGACCUGCUUGUGGAAUACUAUUCUCAAAGGGCAACUUCAGGAGGUCUUCUGAUUUCGGAAGCAAGCCCAAUCUCUAUCACCGCUUGUGGGUUCGCUGGUGUUCCUGGUAUCUGGGCCGAAGACCAAAUUGCGGGAUGGAAAAAGGUCACCGAUGCCGUUCAUGCUAAGGGUGGAUACAUCAGUUGCCAACUGUGGCACGUUGGUAGAGCAGCAACCGCCCUUGAUAUACAAGGAGUGCAGCCUCUCUCUUCUACUUCGAAGCCUUUGGAAGGCGCUAGUGCAAGCACUGGGAUGCUGUACAAAGAUUUCCCUCCAAGGAAGAUGGUCGGAGAUGAUUUCACAAACGUUAUCAACGACUUCGUCCAAGCAUCCAAGAAUGCUAUUGCUGCCGGCUUUGAUUUUGUUGAGGUCCACUCGGCUAAUGGAUAUCUGUUGGAUCAGUUUUUGAUGGAUAAUAUUAACACACGCGAUGAUGAGUACGGUGGAAGCAUCGAGAAGCGGGCCAAAUUCCCGUUGCAGGUGAUCAAGGCCGUUGUUGAAGCUGUUGGUGCUGAGAAAGUUGGUGUUCGUUUCAGCCCCUACGGAAACUUCCAGGACUGUUAUGAUUCUGAUCCUAACGCACACUGGUCGUACGUCUGCGAACAACUCGUCAAAUUCUCUAGUCCAAUUGCAUAUGUUCACAUGGUUGACCCUAGAAGUGACUUUGUUGUUCCAGAGGCUGAGAAGCUAAAGAACCUGGAGAGACAAGUUUCAAUCAAACAGCAAUUUAGUUUGAAGAUCUUUAGAGAUAUCUUGAAACCUUCCGGUACCAAGUUCAUUGCCGCAGGCGCGAUCGAUAGAGAAAGAGCUUUGUCCUACACUAAGGAUGACGUUGCUGAUAUGAUUGCAUUUGGUCGUUAUUUCAUCUCGAACCCAGACUUGGUCGAGAGAUUGAGACACAACUGGCCGCUGACUCACUAUGACAGAAACACCUUUUACUGGGCACCAGAUCCGGCACACGGAUACACCGAUUAUGAGUUUUAUAAGAGCACAUAA
Molecule: messenger RNA, 1158 nt
Organism: Ogataea haglerorum
Lineage: Eukaryota; Fungi; Ascomycota; Pichiomycetes; Pichiales; Pichiaceae
Exons: 1
Coding region: 1-1158 (385 amino acids)
Molecular function (GO): FMN binding; NADPH dehydrogenase activity
Source: RefSeq, a predicted model, not a curated record